Molecule: messenger RNA, 7473 nt
Organism: Closterium sp. Naga37s-1
Lineage: Eukaryota; Viridiplantae; Streptophyta; Zygnematophyceae; Desmidiales; Closteriaceae
Source: the annotation of a GenBank genome assembly
AUGACGUCCGAAGAAGUUAAGGCGAGCGAGGGUGAAGCUGCUGACGCCGUCGUAGAAUCUUCGCCUCCUGCUGCUGCUCCUUCAAGCGACGACGCCGCUGCGGCUGCUACUGACGAUGCAGCGACGAAUCCUGACGCUGAACCGGCGAGCACGAACGGGGAGCCGGCAAGCGGCGAACCCGCCGAAGCAAACGGCGAACCCGCUAAAGCAGACGGCGAGGAGUCGAAGGCUGAAGCCGAGGCUGCGACGACGCCUGCGAAAGAUGAGACUCCUGCGAAAGACGCGACGGAGCCUGCGAAGGAAGAUGCGAAGACGGAGGAGAAGCCGGCAGGCGAGGAAGGCACUGGUCAGCGGCGACGGAAGCGCAAGAGCCUUUGGGACACGGAGGGCCCUGACGGCAAGAAACUCGAGUCUCCUGCUGUCCUUGCGUCACCAGCCAGCGCAGCCGGGAUUCUGCCCGGAGCCCCCGCGAUUCCCGGUAUUCCCGGCCUGCCAUUGGGCGCGGGCAUUCUCCCCGGCGCCGCAGCGGCGAUGAUGAUGCCCGGAGCGGCCAUGGCGCAGCAGGCGCAGCUGCUGCAGCAACAGCAGCUCCUGCAGAUGCGAGCGCUGGCUCAGGCGAAGAUGGCGGAGGCAGCAGCGGUGCAGCAGCAGCAGUCCACCGUGACCCAGUCGAAUGCCCAGUGCCGCGUGUACGUGGGGAGCAUCUUCUACGACCUCACCGAGUCCGACAUUCUCCUCGCCUUCUCUCCCUUUGGCCCAAUCACCAAGAUCGACAUGCCCAAGGACGCGAGCACGGGCAAGCACAAGGGGUUUUGCUUCAUCGAGUUCACCAACCCUGAGACCGCCUCCACUGCCAUCGCUGCCAUGAACGACUUUACCCUCGCCGGCCGGCGCAUCAAGGUCGGUCGCCCCAACAACAUCGCCUCCCCUUCGCCUGCUGCGCAGACCAUUGCCAACCCACUCGCAUUCAACCAAGCUGCAUUGGCCGCGCCCAACCCCAACCUUCUCGCCACUGCCAAGCUCCAGGCUCAGGUGAUCGCGAGCAGCAUCAAUCAGAAGGUUCCCGGGGUGGCGGAGAUACCACAGAAGCCGGCAGUGAACACGCGCGUGUAUGUGGGGUCGAUCGUGUAUGACCUUGCAGAGCCAGACAUCAUGGCCAUCUUCCAGGCCUUUGGACCCAUCAAGUCGUGCCAGCUCAUCCCCAACCCUGACACCGGCAAGCACAAGGGCUACGGUUUCGUUGAGUUUGAGACGGAGGAAGCAGCCAAGGGCGCAAUCCAGUGCAUGAACGGGUUCCAGCUGGGCGGCAGACAGCUCAAGGUUGGAUGGGCCUCAGCAUCCCACGCCCCCACUUCUGCCUCACCGGCAGCACCUGCCUUCCCAAGCGGCAUUCCAGGCAUGCCUUCCAUCCCGGGGUUCCCCGGUGCUGCCCUCCCAGCAGCAGCAGGAGGGGCCGGGCUGAUGGGCUCAGUGCCUGGCGCUGUUGCUGCUGCCUCCCCAGCAGAGGCAGCAGCGUCUCUUCCUGCUUCCCCCUGUCGGUGCAUUGUGAUGCGAAACAUGGUCACACCGGAGGAGGUUGAUGAUGAUCUGCAGAGCGAGGUCACGGAUGAAUGUGGCAAGUUUGGCAAGGUGGAGCGGGUUGUCAUCUACCAGGAGCAACAAUCGGAGAAACCAGGCGAUGCGAUUGUGAAGAUCUUUGUUCUCUUCUCCAGCACUCCAGAGGCACAGGCAGCACGGCAGUCACUGCACAACAGGUGGUUCGGAGGCCGGCAGGUCAUUGCAAGCUUUUAUCCGGAAGUGCUCGGCGGUGGCGUGGGCGCCGAACAAGCCGCUGGUGAUAGAGGAGGUGGAGGUGGCGCCUUUUCACGUCUGGUUCUUUUUAUCUUACUGCAACUCCUUGUGUGUGCAGCGGCGGUGGCGUGGGCGCCGAACAAGCCGUUGGUGAUAGAGGAGGUGGAGGUGGCACCGCCACAGGCGGGGGAGGUGCGAAUCCGCAUCACACACACCGCGCUCUGCCACACGGACGCGUAUACUCUGGACGGCCAUGACCCCGAGGGGCUCUUUCCCUGCAUCCUCGGCCACGAGGCUGCUGGCAUAGUGGAGAGUGUGGGUGAGGGCGUGACGAGUGUGCAGGCGGGCGACCAUGUGAUUCCAUGCUACCAGGCGGAGUGCCGCGAGUGCAAGUUCUGCAAGUCCGGGAAGACCAACCUGUGCGGCAAGGUCCGCCCCGCCACUGGCCGGGGGGUGAUGCUGUCAGACGACAAGCCGCGCUUCACAGUGCGAGGGGAGCCAGUCUUCCAUUUCAUGGGCACGAGCACGUUCAGCGAGUACACGGUGGUGCACGAUGUGUCCGUUGCCAAGAUCAACCCAGAGGCGCCACUGGACAAAGUGUGCCUGCUGGGCUGUGGCAUUCCCACGGGGCUGGGAGCUGUGUGGAAUGCAGCCAAGGUGGAACCCGGAUCCACUGUUGCCAUUUUCGGCCUGGGCACUGUUGGGCUCGCGGUGGCGGAGGGGGCCAAGGCAGCCAAGGCAUCGCGCAUCAUAGGCGUGGAUAUCGACCCUGCCAAGUUCGACACAGCCAAGGAGUUUGGAGUGACUGAGUUCGUGAAUCCCAAGGACCACAGCCGCCCCAUCCAGGAGGUUCUGGUAGAAAUGACGGACGGGGGAGUGGACUACAGCUUUGAGUGCAUCGGCAACACAGCUGUCAUGCGCGCAGCGCUGGAGUGCUGCCACAAGGGGUGGGGCGAGUCGGUUAUCAUCGGGGUGGCAGCAGCCGGGCAGGAGAUUUCCACGCGGCCGUUCCAGCUGGUGACGGGGCGUGUGUGGCGCGGCACAGCGUUUGGGGGGUUCAAGAGCCGCACUCAUGUGCCUGAGCUGGUGGACAAGUAUCUCAAUAAGAGUAGCUCUGAUGCUACUCUCAUGAUUGCCAGCAGCGGGGCAGCAGCGGGGCAGCAGCGGGGCAGCAGCGGGGCAGCAGCGGGGCAGCAGCGGGGCAGCAGCGGGGCAGCAGCGGGGCAGCAGCGGGGCAGCAGCGGGGCAGCAGCGGGGCAGCAGCGGGGCAGCAGCGGGGCAGCAGCGGGGCAGCAGCGGGGCAGCAGCGGGGCAGCAGCGGGGCAGCAGCGGGGCAGCAGCGGGGCAGCAGCGGGGCAGCAGCGGGGCAGCAGCGGGGCAGCAGCGGGGCAGCAGCGGGGCAGCAGCGGGGCAGCAGCGGGGCAGCAGCGGGGCAGCAGCGGGGCAGCAGCGGGGCAGCAGCGGGGCAGCAGCGGGGCAGCAGCGGGGCAGCAGCGGGGCAGCAGCGGGGCAGCAGCGGGGCAGCAGCGGGGCAGCAGCGGGGCAGCAGCGGGGCAGCAGCGGGGCAGCAGCGGGGCAGCAGCGGGGCAGCAGCGGGGCAGCAGCGGGGCAGCAGCGGGGCAGCAGCGGGGCAGCAGCGGGGCAGCAGCGGGGCAGCAGCGGGGCAGCAGCGGGGCAGCAGCGGGGCAGCAGCGGGGCAGCAGCGGGGCAGCAGCGGGGCAGCAGCGGGGCAGCAGCGGGGCAGCAGCGGGGCAGCAGCGGGGCAGCAGCGGGGCAGCAGCGGGGCAGCAGCGGGCAGCAGCGGGGCAGCAGCGGGGGCAGCAGCGGGGCAGCAGCGGGGGCAGCAGCGGGGCAGCAGCGGGGCAGCAGCGGGGCAGCAGCGGGGCAGCAGCGGGGCAAGCAGCGGGGCAGCAGCGGGGCAGCAGCGGGGCAGCAGCGGGGCAGCAGCGGGGCAGCAGCGGGGCAGCAGCGGGGCAGCAGCGGGGCAGCAGCGGGGCAGCAGCGGGGCAGCAGCGGGGCAGCAGCGGGGCAGCAGCGGGGCAGCAGCGGGGCAGCAGCGGGGCAGCAGCGGGGCAGCAGCGGGGCAGCAGCGGGGCAGCAGCGGGGCAGCAGCGGGGCAGCAGCGGGGCAGCAGCGGGGCAGCAGCGGGGCAGCAGCGGGGCAGCAGAGCGGGGCAGCAGCGGGGCAGCAGCGGGGCAGCAGCGGGGCAGCAGCGGGGCAGCAGCGGGGGCAGCAGCGGGGCAGCAGCGGUGGCAGCAGCGGGGGCAGCAGCGGGGGCAGCAGCGGGGGCAGCAGCGGGGGCAGCAGCGGGGCAGCAGCGGGGCAGCAGCGGGGCAGCAGCGGGGCAGCAGCGGGGCAGCAGCGGGGCAGCAGCGGGGCAGCAGCGGGGCAGCAGCGGGGCAGCAGCGGGGCAGCAGCGGGGCAGCAGCGGGCAGCAGCGGGGCAGCAGCGGGGCAGCAGCGGGGCAGCAGGCGGGGCAGCAGCGGGGCAGCAGCGGGCAGCAGCGGGGCAGCAGCGGGGCAGCAGCGGGGGCAGCAGCGGGGGCCAGCAGCGGGGCAGCAGCGGGGCAGCAGCGGGGCCAGCAGCGGGGCAGCAGCGGGGCAGCAGCGGGGCAGCAGCGGGGCAGCAGCGGGGCAGGCAAGCGGGGCAGCAGCGGGGCAGCAGCGGGGCAGCAGCGGGGCAGCAGCGGGGCAGCAGCGGGGCAGCAGGGGCAGCAGCGGGGCAGCAGCGGGGCAGCAGCGGCGCGGGCAGCAGCGGGGCAGCAGCGGGGCAGCAGCGGGGCAGCAGCGGGGCAGCAGCGGGCAGCAGCGGGGCAGCAGCGGGCAGCAGCGGGGCAGCAGCGGGGCAGCAGCGGGGCAGCAGCGGGGCAGCAGCGGGGCAGCAGCGGGGCAGCUGGGCAGCAGCGGGCAGCAGCGGGCAGCAGCGGUAGCCGGGGCAGCAGCGGGGCAGCAGCGGGGCAGCAGCGGGGCAGCAGCGGGGCAGCAGCGGGGCAGCAGCGGGGCAGCAGCGGGGCAGCAGCGGGGCAGCAGCGGGGCAGCAGCGGGGCAGCAGCGGGGCAGCAGCGGGGCAGCAGCGGGGCAGCAGCGGGGCAGCAGCGGCGCAGCAGCGGGCAGCAGCGGGGCAGCAGCGGGGCAGCAGCGGGCUAGCGCGGGGCAGCAGCGGGCAGCAGCGGUGGCAGCAGCGGGGCAGCAGCGGGGCAGCAGCGGUGGCAGCAGCGGGGCAGCAGCGGGGCAGCAGCGGGGCAGCAGGGGGGGCCGGCAGCAGCGGGGGCAGCAGCGGGGCAGCGGGGGCAGCAGCGGGGCAGCAGCGGGGCAGCAGCGGGGCAGCAGCGGGGCAGCAGCGGGGCAGCAGCGGGGCAGCAGCGGGGCAGCAGCGGGGCAGCAGCGGGGCAGCAGCGGGGCAGCAGCGGGGCAGCAGCGGGGCAGCAGCGGGGCAGCAGCGGGGCAGCAGCGGGGCAGCAGCGGGGCAGCAGCGGGGCAGCAGCGGGGCAGCAGCGGGGCAGCAGCGGGGCAGCAGCGGGGCAGCAGCGGGGCAGGCAGCGGGGCAGCAGCGGGGCAGCAGCGGGGCAGCAGCGGGGCAGCAGCGGGGCAGCAGCGGGGCAGCAGCGGGGCAGCAGCGGGGCAGCAGCGGGGCAGCAGCGGGGCAGCAGCGGGGCAGCAGCGGGGCAGCAGCGGGGCAGCAGCGGGGCAGCAGCGGGCCGGGCAGCAGCGGGGCAGCAGCGGGGCAGCAGCGGGGCAGCAGCGGGCGGGGCAGCAGCGGGGCAGCAGCGGGGCAGCAGCGGGGCAGCAGCGGGGCAGCAGCGGGGCAGCAGCGGGGCAGGCAGCGGGGCAGCAGCGGGGCAGCAGCGGGGCAGCAGCGGGGCAGCAGCGGUGGCAGCAGCGGGGCAGCAGCGGGGCAGCAGCGGGGCAGCAGCGGGGCAGCCAGCGGGGCAGCAGCGGGGCAGCAGCGGGGCAGCAGCGGGGCAGCAGCGGGGCAGCAGCGGGGCAGCAGCGGGGCAGCAGCGGGGCAGCAGCGGGGCAGCAGCGGGGCAGCAGCGGGGGCAGCAGCGGGGCAGCAGCGGGCAGCAGCGGGGCAGCAGCGGGGCAGCAGCGGGGCAGCAGCGGGGCAGCAGCGGGGCAGCAGCGGGGCAGCAGCGGGGCAGCAGCGGGGCAGCAGCGGGGCAGCAGCGGGGCAGCAGCGGGGCAGCAGCGGGGCAGCAGCGGGGCAGCAGCGGGGCAGCAGCGGGGCAGCAGCGGGGCAGCAGCGGGGCAGCAGCGGGGCAGCAGCGGGGCAGCAGCGGGGCAGCAGCGGGGCAGCAGCGGGGCAGCAGCGGGGCAGCAGCGGGGCAGCAGCGGGGCAGCAGCGGGGCAGCAGCGGGGCAGCAGCGGGGCAGCAGCGGGGCAGCAGCGGGGCAGCAGCGGGGCAGCAGCGGGGCAGCAGCGGGGCAGCAGCGGGGCAGCAGCGGGGCAGCAGCGGGGCAGCAGCGGGGCAGCAGCGGGGCAGCAGCGGGGCAGCAGCGGGGCAGCAGCGGGGCAGCAGCGGGGCAGCAGCGGGGCAGCAGCGGGGCAGCAGCGGGGCAGCAGCGGGGCAGCAGCGGGGCAGCAGCGGGGCAGCAGCGGGGCAGCAGCGGGGCAGCAGCGGGGCAGCAGCGGGGCAGCAGCGGGGCAGCAGCGGGGCAGCAGCGGGGCAGCAGCGGGGCAGCAGCGGGGCAGCAGCGGGGCAGCAGCGGGGCAGCAGCGGGGCAGCAGCGGGGCAGCAGCGGGGCAGCAGCGGGGCAGCAGCGGGGCAGCAGCGGGGCAGCAGCGGGGCAGCAGCGGGGCAGCAGCGGGGCAGCAGCGGGGCAGCAGCGGGGCAGCAGCGGGGCAGCAGCGGGGCAGCAGCGGGGCAGCAGCGGGGCAGCAGCGGGGCAGCAGCGGGGCAGCAGCGGGGCAGCAGCGGGGCAGCAGCGGGGCAGCAGCGGGGCAGCAGCGGGGCAGCAGCGGGGCAGCAGCGGGGCAGCAGCGGGGCAGCAGCGGGGCAGCAGCGGGGCAGCAGCGGGGCAGGCAGCGGGGGCAGCAGCGGGGGCAGCAGCGGGGCAGCAGCGGGGGGCCGGCAGCAGCGGGGCAGCAGCGGGGCAGCAGCGGGGCAGCAGCGGGGCAGCAGCGCGGGCAGCAGCGGGGCAGCAGCGGGGCAGCAGCGGGGCAGCAGCGGGCAGCAGCGGGGCAGCAGCGGGGCAGCAGCGGGGCAGCAGCGGGGCAGCAGCGGGGCAGCAGCGGGGCAGCAGCGGGGGCAGCAGCGGUGCAGCAGCGGGGCCAGCAGCGGGGCAGCAGCGGGGCAGCAGCGGGGGCAGCAGCGGGGCAGCAGCGGGGCAGCAGCGGGGCAGCAGCGGGGCAGCAGCGGGGCAGCAGCGGGGCAGCAGCGGGGCAGCAGCGGGCAGCAGCGGGGCAGCAGCGGGGCAGCAGCGGGGCAGCAGCGGGGCAGCAGCGGGGCAGCAGCGGGGCAGCAGCGGGGCAGCAGCGGGGCAGCAGCGGGGCAGCAGCGGGGCAGCAGCGGGGCAGCAGCGGGGCAGCAGCGGGGCAGCAGCGGGGCAGCAGCGGGGCAGCAGCGGGGCCAUGCGCCCGUUCCAGCUGGUCAUGGGGCGUGUGUGGCGCGGCACGGCGUUUGGAGGGUUCAAGUGCAGGACUCAUGUCCCUGAGCUGGUGGAGAAAUAUUCGAAUAAGGUGA